This is a messenger RNA of Anopheles gambiae (African malaria mosquito), 6693 nucleotides long. It is a transcript of the gene LanB1, whose product is annotated as laminin subunit beta-1. Lineage: Eukaryota; Metazoa; Arthropoda; Insecta; Diptera; Culicidae. Gene Ontology annotation, biological process: basement membrane assembly; substrate adhesion-dependent cell spreading; cell migration. The coding region runs from base 431 to 5803 and encodes 1790 amino acids. Gene Ontology annotation, cellular component: laminin trimer. The record is from RefSeq and is a predicted model, not a curated record. The transcript is spliced from 17 exons.
AGAGAGCACGCUGCUCGACCCACUCUCGCAGGCACGUCUUGCAAGGCGGAUCGCGAGGCUUGGGUGGACUUUAUGCUCUGCUCACGCAUCAUAGCUGAAACGUCUCGCGUAGAUCGUGCACGUCGGACAGUUGGAGACGCGCUGGUGCGUUCCGUGGACGGUGGUUCCUUCGCUUUGCAACCGCAACAACAUUGUGUCAAGUGAAGUGUAGUGUCGAAAAUCCGGGCUUGAAAGGGCUUCAACAACCUGCUUGUGGGGGAUUGUGGAAAAUUACCUGUGCCUUGUGACGAAAUUUUGCACCAUCCUGUGCAGUGUGAAGAUCGGCGGACCUGCUCCAACUACCUAUGAGUAGCUGGUACACCAUUGCAUGCUGAACGAUUAGGAACGUUAUAUUAACGUUCCUACCCAUGUAUAGCUGGCCGCGGCAGCGAUGGCCAAAAUAGGAUCGUCAUGUCUAGCAUACGUAGUUAUUAAUUUAUUUAUUUUCCAUAGUCUAAUCUUAAGUAGCAAUGCACAGCGCCGACCAGCAUAUGGUAGAGAUCGAUUAGCCAGCAGACCACCGAUCCAUCGUGUCCAUCCGUGUGAGCAGAGCUCGUGCUAUCCGGCUACGGGCAACCUGCUGAUAGGGCGUGAGAACCGGCUGGAAGCGUCGUCCACCUGCGGCACGGUACGACCGGAACGUUACUGCAUCGUGUCCCAUCUGGAGGAGAAGAAAUGCUUCCUUUGCGACACGCGCCGCGAGACGGAGAACGAUCCGAUGCGCAACCAUCGGAUCGGUCAGAUCAUCUACAAAAUGCAACCGGGCACGGUCGAGCAAACCUGGUGGCAGUCGGAGAAUGGGCGUGAAAACGUUACCAUUCAGCUGGACCUCGAGGCAGAGUUUCACUUUACCCAUCUGAUCAUCGUGUUCGCGACGUUCCGUCCGGCGGCGAUGCUGAUCGAGCGAUCGUACGAUUUCGGCAAAACCUGGCACGUGUACAAAUACUUCGCCCAUAGCUGCCGCGAGUCGUUCCCGCACGCUCCGCUGGUCGCGCGGAACAUUACCGACGUGAUCUGCGACCAUCGGUACUCGGGCGUCGAGCCGUCGAAGAACGGUGAGGUGAUCUACCGGGUGCUGCCGCCGAACAUGAACAUCGAGAACCCGUACGCCGAGCACGUGCAGAACAUGCUGAAGAUGACGAAUCUGCGCGUCAACUUCACGAAGCUGCACUCGCUCGGCGACAACCUGCUGGACGAUCGGGACGAGAUACAGGAGAAGUACUACUACGCCAUCUCGAACAUGAUCGUGCGUGGUUCGUGCUCGUGCUACGGCCAUGCAUCGCGCUGCCUGCCGCUCGAGGGCGUCCGGAAUACGGUGGACAUGGUGCACGGUCGGUGCGAGUGCACGCACAACACGAAGGGCUUGAACUGCGAGGAGUGUGAGGACUUCUUCAAUGAUCUGCCCUGGAAGCCGGCCCUUGGCAAGCAGACGAACGCUUGUAAAAAGUGUAACUGUAACAACCAUGCGACGAGCUGCCACUUUGACCAGGCCGUUUAUGAGCACUCGGGACGGGUAAGUGGCGGCGUGUGCGACAACUGUCAGCACAACACGCAAGGCUACCACUGCGAGGAGUGUGCGCCGUUCUUCUAUCGCGAUCCGAACGAAGACAUCCAGAGCCCGUACGUGUGCAAACCGUGCGACUGUGAUCCACGUGGCUCGCUGGACGAUGGCAUCUGUGACUCGAUCGCGGACGAGGAGAACGGCAUCGUGGCCGGUGCGUGUCACUGCAAGCGCAAUGUGAACGGCCGUCGGUGCGACCACUGUCGCGAAGGGUUCUGGAACUUUGACGAGCACAAUCCGGACGGUUGCCAGCCGUGCACGUGCAACACGCUCGGUACGGUGAACAACUCGGGCUGCAACGUGUACACUGGGGAGUGUAUCUGUAAGCGGUUGGUGACCGGGCGCGACUGCAACCAGUGUAUGCCGGAGACGUACGGACUGUCGGACAGUUUGGAGGGCUGUACGCCGUGCAGCUGUCAUCCGGGAGGUUCGCUGGACAAUAGCUGCGACGUGAUUACGGGACAGUGUCGAUGCCGGCCGCACAUGCAGGGACGCGAUUGUAGUGAGCCGAAGCAGCACUAUUUCAUCCCCACGUUGCACCGUAUCCUGGAGGCGGAGGUUCCAUCAACUUUCUGUGAAUCCGGUGGAGGGCAAAACUGUUCGGUUGUUGUGCGUGAACGGGCAAACGAUCGUGAUGCGGACUUCACCGGGCCCGGAUUCAUUCGUGCGUCCGAAGGUACCGUGCUGAAGUUCACCGUAGACGACAUACCGAAGACGAUGAACUACGACGUGAUGGUGCGCUACCAGCCGCAGAUGAAGGGCGACUGGGAGAACGUGCGCAUGACGGUGAUCCGGCCGGAAGUGUACGACCCGGAGGGUCCGUGCGCCAACUCACACCCGAGCUACGAGCGCGACAUCACCACAACACUGUCCGAGUACGAAACGAGCGCCAUCGCCCUGCACGACAUCUGUCUGGAGAGUGGCAAGACGUACAAGUUCAUCGUGUCCUUCCAGCGGCACGAACCGUACGACGAUAAUCCGACGGCCCAGAUACUGAUCGACUCCAUCGUGCUGAUACCGCGCAUCGAAAUCACACCGAUCAUGCAGGGUUCGCACCAGGCCGAGGUGCGGCACCGCGAGUACGUCAACCUGGGCUGCAACCACACGUACUACGACGUGAACUACAUCCUGAACGCGCCGGAAGAGUGCAAGGAUCUGCUGAAAACGAUCAGUGUGUACAUCAACAACGGUGCCAUGCCUUGCGAGUGUAAUCCGACCGGUUCGAAAAGCAAGAAGUGUGCCGAAUCUGGAGGUUUCUGUACGUGCAAGACGAACGUUGUGGGACGGCAGUGCGACCGGUGUGCUCCGGGUACGUACGGCUUCGGACCGGAGGGCUGCAAGGCCUGUGACUGUAACAGCAUCGGGUCGAAGGACAACGACUGCGACCUGAUUACGGGUCAGUGUAACUGCCAUCCGAACACGUACGGCCGGGAGUGUGACCAGUGCCAGCCGGGCUUCUGGAACUUCCCCAACUGUCAGAUUUGCGAGUGCAACGGCCACACACCGACGUGUAACUCGAAGACGGGCGAGUGUCUCCACUGUCAGGACUUUACGCAGGGCUGGAAGUGUGAUCGCUGCGUCGACGGGUACUACGGCAAUCCGCUGCUCGGCUCGUCGAUUGGAUGCCGACCGUGCCGCUGCCCGGACACGGUUGCGUCGGGCCAUUCGUACGCGAACGAGUGCUAUCUGCAUCCUUCGACGAACGAUGUGAUCUGCUCGUGCGAGGAAGGCUAUUCCGGCGCGCGGUGUGACGUGUGCGCGGACAAUUACUACGGCAAUCCGGAGAAACCGGGCGGCCAGUGCCAGUCGUGCGACUGUAGCAACAAUGUCGAUCCGAAGCGCCCGGGUAACUGCGAUUCGAAGUCGGGCAAAUGUCUGCAGUGUCUGUACAACACGGAGGGCGACCAUUGCGAGUACUGUCGCGAUGGUUUCUAUGGUGAUGCGCUGCGGCAGGACUGUCGGGCUUGCGAUUGUAACCUGCUCGGAACGAACCAAACGAUACAGCACUGCGACCGGUACACGGGCCAGUGUCCGUGCCUGCGCAACGUGAAGGGACAGUACUGUGACGAGUGUAUCGAAAACCACUGGAAGAUUGCUAGCGGCGAAGGUUGCGAGGCGUGCGAUUGUGAUCCGGUCGGGGCGCUCAGUGAGCAGUGUAAUCCGUACGAUGGUCAGUGCUCGUGCAAACCUGGCUUUGGUGGACGGCAGUGUAAUCAGUGUGAGGCUUACUUCUGGGGCGAUCCGAACGUGGAAUGCAAACCCUGUGAAUGUAAUGCAUACGGCUCUGCAACUCAACAGUGCGACCGCACGACCGGCAAGUGUGCCUGUAAGUCUGGCAUUGGCGGUUACAAGUGCGAUCAGUGCGAUCGAGGCUAUCUCGGCCAAGCUCCGUACUGCGAACCAUGCGGCGAGUGCUUCGACAACUGGGACAUGAUUCUGGACGGGCUGCGGAACGAAACGGAUCGUACGAUUGAGGAGGCGAAAACGAUCAAGAAGCUUGGUGCCACCGGUGCAUACAAGAAGGAGUUCGAUUCCAUGUCGAAGAAGAUCGCACAAAUCGAGGGCCUGCUGAAUAACACCAUCUCGGAUCGGGAGAUCGAAGCGAUUGGCGGCGAGAUUGACCGUAUUCGCAACCAUCUGCAGGAAUCGCUGCACAACCUGGAGGAAUCGGAACGGAAGCUGCAAGAGACGGACUCGAACAUUAAGCUCGCCAACAUCGAGAUCGUUAAUCUGGGCCGUCGGGCGGACGACGUGAAGCAGAUGACCAACUACCUGAAGGACAAUGCGACGAAGCUGCAGGAGGGCAACAUCGAAGGUGCGUUGAAUCUGACCCGCGACGCCUGGUACCGCGUGAGCAUGCUGGGUGAAACGAACAUGAACAUCACGGCGAUCAACAGCCGGGCGGAGAACUACUGCCGGCGGGCGGAGCAUCUGAUCAACAAAAAUCAGGCCGACGUAGUGCGCAACCACGAGAACAACGAGGCCGCCUUCCUGAAGUACCAGGAGGAGCUGAACGAUCUGAACGGCAACAUGCCGGAUCUGAACCAGCGCAUCUGCGAUCGGCAUGGCGAUCCGUGCGAUGAGUUCUGCGGCGGUGCGGGCUGUAAGAAUGGAUGUGGCGGGCUGCGGUGCGAGAAUGGUGCGUUGACGCUGUCCGAGAAGGCACUAGACUUUGCGAAGAAGACCGAGCAAAACAUUAAGGAGAAGGAGGAGCUGGCGGAUGAUAUUCUACGUUCGAUGUCGCAAGCGAAAGCCAAUGCUUCGGAGUCGUACAAGAAAGCGAAGCGAACGCACGACGAAACUCAAGCUCAUCUCGAGGACACGAAGGAUCUGAUCGAUCGUGCGAACAUACUGGUUGUCAAGCUGACGGACAUGAUCGAAAACACAACGGCGUCGCCGGGUGAAAUGCGCGAACUUAUCGAGCAGGUGAUGAGCUACACACUGCAGCUCGAUCCCGAACAGAUCGAUGAUCUUGCACAGAAGAUUCAGGAUGCGGUAUCUCACCUGGUCAAUGUGGAAUCGAUCAUCCGCAACACGGAGAACGAUCUGCGACGCGUGGAGAUGCUCAAGUCUGAUGCGCUGGAUAAAAAGGAACGCGCAGAAAAGGUGUUAGCGGGCGUGUUGAACAUUACACGCGCUCUGGACGAUGCGGACGAUGCCCAGAAAAAGGCACGCCAAUCGAUCAAGCAAGCAAAUGCGGACAUUGCUUCGGCCAAGAUCGAUCUGGAGGAGAUUGAUAAGGAAACGGAAGAAGCACAGAAGCGUGCCAACUCGACGGCUAAUGCGGUGCUAGCGCUGCAGUCGCGCCUUGAACAGCUCCAGAAGGACAACAUUCGCAAUGAGCUGGACGCCAAGGACAUCAACAAACAGGCCGAAGACGUAAAGGACUCCGCUAACAAUGCGCACGAACGUGCAACACAGCUUAAAAACGAUUUCAAGACCGCAAACGAGUCACUCACGGCACAGGCUCGGCGUUCCGAGAGUGCCCGGGAGCGUGCACAAAACUUGCUGAACCGUGCCUCCAAAAUUACCGUCGACACGACCACUCAGCUGUCAGCUCUGCAGAGUAUGGACGAUAUCUACAAAUCGAACGAAAAGGAAAUCCAGAAUCUGGAAGCUGAGCUGAACGAUCUUACCGGAAAGAUCACGUUCUACCUGCAGACGAUUCAGACCAAUGCGGAGCGCUAUCGUCAGUGCACAUAAUGUGUCGAAGAUUCCAGCCUGCUUUCCGCAAUAAUUAAGCAAUUACUAUGUGUUCACAGUCGAAAAUUGUAGCAAGAGAGGGGUUUUUUUACGAACAAUUAUUCUAGAAAUACACCUAGAGCAAAGAAGUACUACGCUUUACGAUACUUCUUUCGUAGUAUCGGAAAAGUAUAAAAGAGUCUUGCGAGAAGACAGAAAACUAGAUAAUCUUCGUGCCAAAAACAAAGAGAAAGGAAACAAAAAACAAUACGAAUAUGCGAAAAAUAGAAGUGUGCGUUUAAGUUUGAACCGGUGCCGAUAAAGAGAGAGAGAGAGAGAGAGUUUUCCCUUGGUGUUCGUUUAUCCUGUAGAUGCUAAUAACUUUUGAUUUCCAGCCCCGUAUUAGAUUCUUGUUAGGGCUCGUCACUAACAACCACGAGGUGUGUAAUUUAAGAUUUGUAAGGAAUGUUCUAGCCGUAAGAGAAGCCGAGGGGUUUGUCAGUACCCUCGAGCCCCAUUGAGACACAUCCAGUGCAUUUAAAACGUUUUUCCUACAGCUUCCAUGUUUUCAUUUUUAAAAAGAAUAGUGUAUUAGUCAAUGGUGCACCUUUGAUGGUCACACUCACACCGAAACCAUACAAAGCUGGUGUCGCAAUUCUCGAAAAGGAAAUAGUCUCGAAAAUAGCAAUAGACGAUAGGAAGUAUCAAAACGGAACUAGAUUGAAUGUUCCUUCAAUAUUUCAACAACUUGACAGCAAAUAGGUAUGGUCACUCGUACCUAUCGCAAAUCGCCAUACAAUUGUAGUGUUUUAAAAUGCUCGUUUUUAACCCUGAUUUUAAGUGGAACCAAUAACACCUAAAUUGUACGCAAGUCUGUUCGUCGUAAAUAAUAAAUAUCUUCAAUGUUUUAA